AUGCGUAGCGCUAGACUACAGUCUCACGACCUAGGACGGACGGGCCAGUUCAUAAACGCCCUACUCUCAAAAGAGGAUGUCAAAAAUUUAGAGAAGCCACCGGUUCCAGAUCCUCCCAAGGCGGCGGCGCCGGUUGUAAAUGGCAACGGCAUACCCUUUCGAGCCGAUGCGAAAGCCCGAUUCUCUGACCCUCCCGCUCCUCCGCCACAACAGCCGUUACCCGAAAAGCCUGAUGUCCCAUCGUUAAAACGAGGCAGCACUGAACGACCUAAAUCCGUACCAUCGAACACCUCGCCAAUACGGCAGGACAACCUUAGUCAAAUCAUACAACUUACUGAAGCCCUAAACAAUGCAAAGAGAGAAAUCGAUACCCAGACUGCUAAGAUGCGGGAUUUGGAGGAGAUGUUGCUGAAAGAGCGCGAGGCACGCGAGGCUGCUGAGGAACUUGCGAAGCGCCUCGAGGAUGACGCACAUUCCCGGAUGAACGGCUCUGCAAGCUCGAAACACGACGAAUCAAUCUUAGAGGAUGCUUUUGAGCCACCGACUGAAAACUCAACAAUACGCGAGUCUGAUGCCCAAGCAGGCUCUUCCGACCAGAUAUCUGUUCCCAAGGUUGAUGAUAAUAAACCAUCAGACUCACUUCUGCCUCAAAUCGAAUUGAUGAUGUCGGAAAUUACGAACUUGAAGCAACAGCUCGAGGCAUACAGGCAGCGAGCAGAGACAGCAGAAGCGGAAAGGGAUGCUGAUCGCAAGUCGCUUGCUGAGAUGGUCCUUCAGAUCCGACAACGAGACGAAGAGGCCAAGAAAAUUGCUGCGGAGACAAAGACACGCUCACCAUCCAAACGAAGACGGCCCAGCUCGGGAACCAAGACUGCCACUGCGGUCCAGCCGAUCAAGUCCUCUGACGACGGCUCUACAAGAGAGGAAGACGCCCUGGAGGAGCCAGCGGAAGAGCCCACACUCUCUCGUGCUAAUACCAUUACACCGCUCACAGGCGCCUCUGGGAAGCUUGCUCAGGAUCAGGCAAUAGCACAGAGCCUUCCGUAUGCCUCCAUGAUCGGCGUUGUCCUUCUUGGCAUGGGCCUCAUGGCAUACAUCAACGGCUGGCAACCACAACCUCGCCUGGACCGAUAA
Molecule: messenger RNA, 1134 nt
Organism: Phaeoacremonium minimum UCRPA7
Lineage: Eukaryota; Fungi; Ascomycota; Sordariomycetes; Togniniales; Togniniaceae
Product: putative fha domain-containing protein
Exons: 1
Coding region: 1-1134 (377 amino acids)
Source: RefSeq, a predicted model, not a curated record